AUGUCGGGCUUUGAGAUUGCUGGCACUGUUCUUGCAGUAAUACCGAUACUUCUACCGGCACUUAAUCUGUACAAACCGGGCCUCAGCCGCGCUUCUGUCUUUUUCCGCCGGAGGAAACAUGUGGAGAAGCUCAUCCAUGCUUUGCACCUUCAGACAGCCUUGUUAACGGAGAAUGUGCGAACAUUGGUGAUUAGGGUUGGGGUCGACGUCGAUGACAUACCUGAAGACCCGCAGCAGCUGUUCGAGCUACUUCACGACGACAAUUACCUGAAGGAGAGGGUUAAGACUUAUUUGGGCACAGAGGCGAAUCAGCUGUACAUGUCUGCCAUAGUAGCCUGUGAAGAGGUUGUGCGCAAUAUCGCUGCUCAUAUCGAGGGCUUCCUGCCUGCAGGGCAUCUGGUCAAGACACAACCUGGAAGUCUGAGUGCCUUUGUCCAAGCCAAUCGAACUGCCGUUGGCAACGGCUUCGAUCUGAGAGCGCGGUUCAACCUGACUCUUGGUCGCUCGGAUGUUGAUAAGAGCAUUCAGGAACUUGACAGAUCCAUUCUUGUUCUCGAACGCCUGUCUGCUGCCUUCGUAGUGGCAGUUGCGAAAUCCAGGGACAAUGCUGCGAGGCUGUACUCGGCCAUUGCCAACGGAUGGACCUGUAAAUUCCACAAAUCCCAUGAAGUUAAGCUGAGGCUCGACAGAAGGCCACCAGCUCUUACUCGUGCCGCUCUCAAAGCAGACCACGCGGCGACUAAGGGUCCGGUGUUUGAGGUUGUCUUCCGCUGCGAUCAGCCCCAAAAUGAUAUCCUUUGGCAUGAGAGCAAGGUCGAAAUGCUCGAAGAGGCUCAUCUCAAUGGAUCAGCGGCCACCUUGCCACAGCCGCCAACAGGGCCCAAUCCGCGUCCGAAGGUUACAAUCUCAAUACCGUCGGCCGUAGUGGCUCUGCCGGCAACUUCCCAAAAAGUGGAUUGCCUAUGCUCCUCCCUGAACUGCGCAAUUACUGCCAACAAGAUGCUGCACCUGUACAUUGCCUCUCAGGCGAAAUUGCAUUGCGACCACCGCGAAUGCCCGUCACUUUCUUCUGCUGAGAAAAAGUUCGACGUGCUUUGCUUGCGGGAGUUCCUCUCGAUCCAGGGUGGUCAGUAUAGGAGGAUUGCGUUGAGGGACCGCAUGCUUUUGGCGUUGACGCUUGCCAUUUCUCUAAUGCAGCUAUACGAAACACCAUGGUUGGACAAGAGCUGGUCGAAAGAAACCAUUCAAUUUAUGAAGGUACCGGAUGGCAACGGCAAAAGCGUGUCAGCAGUGGACAUCGAUUUCACCAAACCGGUAAUCUCCCGCGAGUUCUCCUCCGCGUCUCACCGUUCAGCGAAACAUCUGCAACCCAAGGAGGCACUCCUCGAGCUUGGAAUCAUGCUUCUUGAGCUCUGGCACGAGAAGACGAUUGGGGAUCAUUUCUGUGCAAUACCCGUACCGGCCGACUAUUGGGGCAAACUUCGACUGGCAUCAAUUUGGCUUGAUGACAUGACAAACCCUUUACUCCCACAAUAUCGGCUUGCAGUGGCACAGUGCGUCAAAUGCUUCUUCGGUAGUAGAUUCUGCAGUCCUAGCUAG
Cladophialophora psammophila CBS 110553 is the source of this 1599-nucleotide messenger RNA. RefSeq lists its product as uncharacterized. The record is from RefSeq and is a predicted model, not a curated record. The transcript is spliced from 3 exons. The coding region runs from base 1 to 1599 and encodes 532 amino acids. NCBI's taxonomy places the organism in Eukaryota, Fungi, Ascomycota, Eurotiomycetes, Chaetothyriales, Herpotrichiellaceae.